This is a messenger RNA of Dendronephthya gigantea, 2046 nucleotides long. Its product is annotated as failed axon connections-like. The coding region runs from base 111 to 1652 and encodes 513 amino acids. The transcript has a single exon. The record is from RefSeq and is a predicted model, not a curated record. Lineage: Eukaryota; Metazoa; Cnidaria; Anthozoa; Malacalcyonacea; Nephtheidae. Gene Ontology annotation, cellular component: cytoplasm.
UACCCAGAUUGCAAAGCGCUCAUAAAAGACGGUGCUUACAAACGGUUUAGCUUGGCGUUCGAGCAUUUGUGUGAUCUUUGCUCUUUAUCUUGUUCCAUUCAGUUGUGAUUAUGGCCACGGAGGUGCAAGACAUCGUUCCUGUCGACGAGACGAACCAAGAGCUUAUUGCAGGCGAGAAGAAAGUUGAGUACAGCGUGAAAUCCGAAGUUAUAAGCACGGUGAAAACUCACGAGACGGUUACAUAUGUGACUGAGGUACGCAGCGAAUCUGAAACAGUAGAGAACCACGUGCAGGAGACGACAACAGAAGAAGUUGUUAUAGUUCAGAAUGGCGAUGCUGAGGAAAGCAAGGAGGAGGAAGAAAAAGCCGAACCUGUCGUGGCCGAGGAAGAAAAACCCAAGGAGAACGGAGAGGAAGAGAGUCCCGCGUCAGAAGAGCCUAAAGUCGAAGCGAAUAUCGAGUCGAAAGUCGAGGCAACACCCGCAGAAGCUGACGCAGGAGCAGCCGAAACGAGCCCCGAAGCAGCCGAACCAAGUCCUGAUAUAGAAGAAGAACCACCUAAGGUUAUUCUCCAUCAACUGCCACCAGUGAAAGAAAUCGUGAGCCGUUCUCCGCAAUGCCUUGCCCUUGAGACCUUCGUGAAAAUGUCUGGCAUACCAUACGAGAAUGAGUACGAAGAGAAGGCGCAAGAUGUAACAAAGGAAAACAAGGGAAAAAUACCCUAUAUUGUGUACAAGAAGAACAAGGUCGAAGGACUUAAGAACUGUAUAAAUUUCCUUAAGAAAGAGUUUGAAACUGAGACGGAUAAGGAUCUCUCCCCAACUGACGAAGCUGUCGUUCACGCCUUUCGCACUAUGAUCGAAGAAAGCACGAAUUGGAGUUUGGUUUACUAUCGCUGGGUUGACAACUAUGGCGAAUCAAAGAAAAUGUUCAGCAAGUUACCACCUGUUUUGAACGUUGUAAGUCCUAAAAUGUUCCAAAAUAAGUGUAAGAAGUCCAUCGAAAGCCAUGUUAUCGGUCGUCAUAACCGCGAAGAGCUGUACAAUAUCGCUGAGCAAGACCUGAAAGCCCUUUCAGCCUUCCUGGGGGAGAAACCUUUCUUCUUAGGUGACCAACCUUCGAGUUUCGACGCCGUGGCGUUCGGCUUGCUUGGUAACUUUGACUACGGCACAGUUGGUUCCCCGCAGCAGAAUUUGAUCCGAGAGAAGCUGACGAAUCUGCACGAUUUCAACGAGCGAAUGAAAGAGAAAUUUUGGUCGGAUUGGGACGAGAUUUGUGGCGCGGAGAAGUUCCAGGAGAAACCCAAAGCAUCGCUCGUGAAGCGCCUCAGUUUCCGCGGGAAUAAAAAAUCGAAGAAACCGGCAAAAGAAGAAGGCGAGAAAUCGGAACCAACGAGUCCGAGCGAGGAGACGAAAGAUGCAGGCGAAACAAAGGAGAAUGGCGAGACAUCUGAGAGCCCAAAAGUAAACGGCGAAGCCGAGGCAGAAGGCGAAGCCAGCGACGACAAGAAAGACGAGAGCGAGGAAAAGAAAGACGAAGCCGCGGAAAAGAAAGACGAAGAACAGAAACCAGAGGAAACAGCAACAUCAGACGAAACGGCCAAACCAGAGGAAACUAAAGCUCCAGACGAAGGUGAGAAAGGUGCGGAGUAAACAAUGGUCAAAAUACAACAAGACAUGAUAUCCUGUGUAUAGACUGUGAUAAUGGACUACAAUCAAUCCAUGAACACAUAAAUGACAUAACUUUAAGCAGAUUUAGACAUCUUUCUGCUCGCUCGUGUGAUGGACGUCCCCAUAAAAAUUUGUGGAUAUUUAUAUAUGAUUUUUCCAAUUCAAUGGGAGAGUAUAAGAGACGUAGGGGGGCGCGCUCAGAAACACGAUAUUCAUUUCAUAACAAAAACAUAGUUAGGUAUAUUAUAAUGUGCAACUUUUCCACAAAAGAUAAAACUCGUAUAAAGUGUAAGCUAGUAUUCAUUUUGCCUCAUUUACAGGCUGUUUAAUAUAGAGAUUUAAUACAAUUUUGUUGUUCGGCAUCGUGUAUUUGGCA